This is a messenger RNA of Microstroma glucosiphilum, 1398 nucleotides long. RefSeq lists its product as hypothetical. The record is from RefSeq and is a predicted model, not a curated record. Gene Ontology annotation, molecular function: fatty acyl-CoA hydrolase activity. Gene Ontology annotation, cellular component: peroxisomal matrix. Bases 146 to 1324 code for a protein of 392 amino acids. NCBI's taxonomy places the organism in Eukaryota, Fungi, Basidiomycota, Exobasidiomycetes, Microstromatales, Microstromataceae. The transcript has a single exon. Gene Ontology annotation, biological process: acyl-CoA metabolic process; fatty acid catabolic process.
UAUACCGCACUUUUCUCACUGAUCAGGAUCUCCUCGUGAAGGUCAGGACCUUCUAUCUGGUCACAGCCACUCCACCGCAGCGCAGCGCAACUUGCUUCCUUCUCCCGUCUCACAAGAACUACCCUAAGUACUUGGAAAGUGAAGGAUGUCUGCGUCCACUCCCUCUCCCAGCGACGCACCUCAAAGUGAUGUAGAUGCCUUCCUCUCCAUAGAGCUCAUAGAGCCUCCUUCCCCUUCUUCCUCCUCCUCCUCAUCUUCCUCGUCGUCAGUGGUGCCAACCUCGACGGACUAUGCCGCUUCCUCUUCCACGCCAGUAAGGUGGUACCAGUCCGCACGCGCCCCACGGAGGAUGGGGAACGCGGGGGAUAUGGGCUACGGAGGGUACACCAUCUCCAUUGCCGUCUAUUCUGCCUGCGUACAUGUCCUACCCUCUACACUACCGCCAGAAGAAGGAUCGCCGAGGUUCCGAAUCUACUCGGCUAGUGGAGUCUUCCUUCGACCUUCCUCUACCAAGAGUCGUUUUCUCACGAGGGUAGGACUGUUGAGGGAUACGAGGACUUUCAAGACGUGCGAGGUGAGGGUUUAUCAAGGGGAUUGGAAUGAUCUGAGGUUGUGCAUGACGGCCACUGUGGAUUUCAUGCUUGCCACGCCUACUGCCAUCAAAGGUCAAAGUCAGGAUCGAUCCAUUUUACAAUACUCUACUCAGCCCUCGAUGGAUGUAACGCACUACUCUCAAUUACAAGACGACUCGGAGACGUACGCUUCCCGAUCUGACCUACCUCCAAAGGGACUCCAAGCCUUUAAAGAAAUCUUUACUCCAGCUCACGCAAAUAUGCAAAGUAGAUCUCCACCUCAAAGUCUCUGGUUGCAAAAUGCAUGGGGAAUCCUAAAGCACAAGAAGACUACGCAGGAUUCUCUCCCCUUGGUGGAAAAGCGAGGAUAUGAUUGGAUGCGUGCUAGAGAAAAGUAUAAUGGGUAUGCCAAGCAAGCUGGAGCUUUAGCUUGGUUGAUGGAUGCGGCCAUUUCUUUUGCUCCUCUUAGCUACUCGCACCGAUUCUUGGACGAUGCCGCUGCUGCUUCUACACUCAGCUUUAAUAUGGCUUAUCAUGAAGAGGAGAUCCAACUGGAUGAGAAGUGGCAUUUGAGAGAGAUUCGCACCACGGAUGGGAGGUGGGAGAGGAGUACUGGGGAGGCAAAGAUUUGGAUUGAAGAGGAAGAGGAGGAGGGGAAGCAGAAGGGGAAGGGAGAGAUGCGAUGUGUGGCCACGAUGACGCAGAGUUGUGUACUCAAGGCCAAACCGGCAGCGCCUGCGAGCAAGCUGUGAAUAGAAUAGAGCAUGUAGACGGAUCGCGACUUCAAUCCAAGGGACACUCGUCAAACCUAAGGAGACGCACAAAC